CGCUCACUCGCUCCCGCUCCCGCCUAACCGCCACGAAUUUUCCCUCCGCAUUGCCCGGUUUUGUUUUUUAUUUAUUUAUUUUGAUGUGAUAUUAUGAUUACACAUUGCCGUGAUAUUCCUGCGUGUUAACCGCACCGAUUUCAGUAAAAUUCAUUCGGACCAAAUCCGUUUUUGGAUUUUCGCAGUCAGCCAUCAUACCGCCCGGACCGACGCUACUGUCCGCAGUCUAGACGUAUCGCAAUUUUAUCGUAAGUUUGUCGGCCGCCAAUAUUAUUAAAUAGUUCAUAGUAUUACGCAUGUUUAUAAAAUCCAUCACUUAACCUUAAAUGUCGAAUCAUCAAAAGUUGAAUUUGGCAUUUUUAACGUUGGCAUUUGAUAAUUUGUUUUUUUGAUCAGGUACUAUCGUAGACCCCUUGUAACCAUGUCCAAUACGCACAGAAUGAGGUAUAAAAAUGAAGGUGUUGACUCUAAGGAGUUACGUCGUAGACGUGAAGAAGAAGGUAUUCAGUUGCGCAAGCAAAAAAGGGACAUUCAGCUUUUCAAAAGACGAAAUAUAAAUGAGACAAUUCAAAGCGACGAUAUUGACGUGAGUACAGUGAUUUAAGUUGAAGGCAAUUCGCGUAGUAAUGGCACUCAUGAAGCCUGUAUAUAUUGUUCGUGAGUCUGUUCUUUUGUCAAUCAAAUCAUAUUCAUUUAUAAUGCAACUUUUAUUAUAUAUAAUUUCAUUUCAAUCCCUUUAUCCAUUUCUAACCUAACAUUUUACCGUUAUUAUAUAACAGUUGUAAUUGUUUUAAAAAUGUUCCAUUCCUAAGUACAUAAUUAAUAUUGAAUUAAUGAAACCUUGCGGUAGUAUUUUUAUCUGCUUGAUUGGAAUACCUAUUAGAUGCAAUUCUUAAAAUAAAUUUUAUUUCAAUACAAAGUCUAAACAUGGUUAUGAUAAUUAUCAAUUAUUAUGAUUAAAUAACUAAUAUAAGAACAUCAAUAAUUAUGCAAAUUUAUUACUCUACAUUAUAAUUCUUAUACAUAUAUAUAUGUAUAUAUAUUUUUUUAUUUUAAUAUUUUUGUUUUCUUAAUUUAUAUUUUUUUUUUUUUUCAAUAUAUUGUGUAAUUAUAGUCGGCUGUACCGAAUAACUUAUCCGAAUGGUCUAAUAUUAAUGAAGAACUUAUCAAACAUCUGUAUAGCAUUAAUGAAGAAGAUCAGUUAAGAGCGACCCAAAAAUUUAGGAAAUUAUUGUCUUCUGAGCCAAAUCCUCCCAUUGAUGAUGUAAUUAAUACUGGUGUAAUUCCACGAUUUGUAGAAUUUUUGAAAAAUGCAACCAAUAGCCAUUUGCAGGUAUAUAGUUAUUAUUUGUUCUAUAACUUUCUUAGAAAUAAUUACACAUUUUAAUUUGUUAGUUUGAAGCGGCAUGGGCUUUGACAAAUAUUGCUUCUGGAACUUCGGAACAGACACGUAAAGUAAUGGAAGCUGAUGCUGUUCCAGUAUUUAUAUUUUUGUUAGAAUCACCACAUGAAGACGUACAAGAACAAGCAGUUUGGGCUUUAGGAAAUAUUGCCGGUGAUUCUCCGAUGUGUCGUGAUUAUGUUUUAAACAUGGGCAUUAUGGAACCAUUAUUAAAGUAACAAUUAAUUCUUUAGUCUGAAUUAAUUUAUACAUUUUGAAAAUAUAAAAAUAAAACAUUUUAUAUAGUAGUAAAUAAGUAGGAGGAAGGAGGGUGAGAGGAAGAUCAGAACAGAAGUGGUUGAAUGUGAUUGAGUGUGAUAUAAGGAUGCUUGAUGUAUGUGAGGAUGAUGAGGUCGAGUGAAAGCUUAUGAUAAGGGUUGCUGAAUCUAAAUAGAUUGAAUGGAAAAAGAGAUGAAGACUAUUUUGUUUAAUAUUAAUAUAAUUAAUAUUUUUAUCAAUUAUAUAGGUUUUGUAUGUUCAUUUUUUUUUCCGUAGGUUGCUAGAUAACUGUUCCCGUUUAUCAAUGACUCGUAAUUCGGUGUGGGCCGUAUCCAAUUUAUGCCGAGGAAAAGUGCCACCACCUGAUUUUUCGAUGGUAUCACCUGCUUUGCCGGUUUUAGCUGACUUAUUAAAUAACUCCGAUGCCGAUGUUUUGGCAGAUACUUGUUGGGCUCUAUCGUAUUUAUCUGAUGGUCCAAAUGAAAAAAUUCAAGCCGUAAUUGAUGNUGGAGUUUGUCCGACCUUAGUUGAAUUAUUAAUGUGAGUUAUAAUAAUUUGUUAUCUAUUUAUUGAAUAAGAACAAAAGGAGAUGCUAAUUAUUUUACUACUGUUUAAGGCACACACAAACUAAUGUAGUUUCUGCCGCUUUGCGAGCAGUUGGUAAUAUAGUAACUGGUGACGAUGCUCAAACACAAGUAGUUUUAAACUGUUCAGUUUUACCUUGUUUGCUAAGCUUGUUGGGCUCGCCCAAAGAAACUAUUCGUAAAGAAGCUUGCUGGACAAUAUCUAAUAUUACUGCUGGAAAUAAAAAUCAAAUACAAGUAGGUAAUUUAUUAAUAAACUAACAAUCCAUUGUAGUGAUGUAAUAAGGGUUUAUUUAAAAAUAAUAAGGACUUCAAUAAUAAAUAUAUAAUUGCUCUUUGUUUUCGUUUAUUCUUGAAACAUGCAACAUACCAUUUUGGAUUCUUUACAUAAAUUUAAAUACCUUAAAUGUUCCUUUGUUGUCUGUUCAUCCAUUUAAUUAUGAUUGUUCAUUUGGUUAACAAUAAUUUUUUUUUCGCCAACAAUGGGCAGCUUCCCAAUCCUGCCUAAACUUAUUUUUUAUCACGUCUUCUUAUUAUAAUAUUCAAAUUACAGAUUGUAAAUUUAUUUUAAAUGUUUGUGAUUCUAAACAACCACCAUUGUAGGUACUUAUUUUAAGUACCAUAAAGGUGAGUGACCAACAACUAGAAAUAAAUAUUAUUAAUAUUGGCUAGUAUAUUUAUUACUCGUACAUUGAUUUUUUUAUGAAAAUCGUAAAAAUUAUAGCAUUCAUAACAUAUUUAAUCAAACUUCGCUCAGUCGUUUUUUGUUAAAUUACUCUAUAUCCUGCAUUCUUAACUCCCACCUUCAAAUAAAUUUGUUUUAUUGCUGUAGUAUAGAUUUAAUUUUAAUUGACUUCAAGCAGAAUCAUUUAAAAAUAAUUUAUUUGUUAGUAUGAAUAGUAAUUACUAACUAAAAGUACAGAAAAACCAUUUUAAUAGUUGUACGAUAUGUGUAUUUACAGGCUGUUUUAAAUGAAAACAUAUUCCCAGCACUUAUUCAUAUUAUGGCUACAGCAGAGUUUAAGACGAGAAAAGAAGCUGCGUGGGCCAUUACAAAUGCAACAUCUGGGGGAACGCAAGAACAAAUCCAGCAUUUGGUUGAACAGGUAUAUUUUAUCAAUAAAACAAUUAUUCUUUUAUUAUUUAUUUUCUUUUUAUCUUUUUAUUUAGAAAUGUAUCCCUCCGUUGUGUGAUCUCCUUACAGUAACAGAUGUGAAAAUUAUUCAAGUGGCUUUAAAUGGUUUAGAAAAUAUUCUUAAAUUAGGAGAACAGUUAGCUAGACAAUCUAAUGCUGUUAAUCAAUAUGCUGUACAACUAGAAGAAUGCUAUGGUCUGGAUAAAAUAGAAUUUUUACAAUCGCAUGAAAAUAUUGAAAUAUAUCAGAAAGCUUUUGGAAUUAUUGAACGUUACUUUGGUUCUGAAGAGGACGAUCCUCGUAUUGCACCCUCUGUACAAGAAUCUGAACAAGGAGUUGAGCAGUUCGAUUUUAGGGAUCAAAGUGUCCCUAUGACUAGAUUCCAAUUCUAACAAUUAAUAAUACAGGAAAUAUGAUUUGGUUUUUCUCAACUUUUUUGUUCAUGAUUCUUAUUUGCACUUAAAUUUAACUUUUAAAAACCAAAACAGAUAUUUUGUUAAAAAGAACCUAAUAUGACUGAUUGCAUUCAACAACAUGUAUAGUGGAAUAUGUCUGAGGACAUUAUUUGAACGACAUAAAUAAAUUGGUUUUUCGACUAGUGUUUUUACAUAUUGUUAUUUUUUUUUUAGUUUUAUACACCUAAGAUUCGAGUGUAUAAUUUAAUGUAUUCAAAUAUUUUUGCCUUGGAAUUUAAUAUUUUAUUGGUAUUUGUUGUCACAAAUUAUUCAACAUUGAUAACUUUAUAGUGUGACUUCUUCAAAUUACAUUAAUUCAUAAUAAUACAAAAUAUAUUUUUUACGGAAGUGAGAUGUGUUUUUGUUAAAGUUGUAUCUAUUAAAAAUAAACUAAAAACCACAAAGCUGUGUAUACAAUAAUAAAAUAUUUUGUUUCCUAUGGUGGUACAUUGUUAAAUGACAACAUUUAUAUUGUAUACGGUCAGAAGUUUAAAAGACUUCUUACACCUUCACUUAAAGUUCAAAGGCUCAUUCAUUUCAAAGCUGUCGCCUGUGUUGAAAGUGCUAAUUUUUUUUUACUUUGAAAAUGGUUGACGAUCUCAAUCCCU
This is a messenger RNA of Cinara cedri, 4442 nucleotides long. Lineage: Eukaryota; Metazoa; Arthropoda; Insecta; Hemiptera; Aphididae. The record is from the annotation of a GenBank genome assembly.